This is a messenger RNA of Sorghum bicolor (sorghum), 1772 nucleotides long. RefSeq names its product acyl transferase 7. The record is from RefSeq and is a predicted model, not a curated record. The transcript is spliced from 2 exons. The coding region runs from base 110 to 1426 and encodes 438 amino acids. Lineage: Eukaryota; Viridiplantae; Streptophyta; Magnoliopsida; Poales; Poaceae.
GUUGUACCUUGCUUCCCAGGUGAGCCAGCCAGCCAGCGCGCGCACGCACCGCCGCCAGUCCACCGCCGCCGCGGCCCAGAUCCCUCACCGGGAGCGAGCGGCCACCAAAAUGAGGAGCACGGGUGCGGCGGCCACCGUGACGCGGCUGGCGCAGCGGGUGGUGGCCCCGUCGGCGCCCACGCCCCGGGGCCAGCUCCCGCUCUCCUGGCUCGACCGCUACCCGACCCAGCGCGCGCUCAUCGAGUCCCUCCAUGUCUUCAAGGGCCGAGCUGACGCGGAGGCGCCCGCCAGGGCCAUUGAGCGCGCGCUGGCCGGCGCGCUGGUGAGCUACUACCCCAUCGCCGGGAGACUGGCGGUCUCGGCGGACGAGGGGCAGCUGGUGGUGGACUGUACCGGCGAGGGCGUGUGGUUCAUCGAGGCCUCGGCCAGCUGCACCCUGGAGGACGUGGACUACCUCGAGUACCCGCUCAUGGUGCCCAAGGACGAGCUCCUCCCGCACCCUACCUAUCCCCCCGAAUCUGACCCCCUCCCUGAGGACUCGCUCAUCCUCCUUGUCCAGGUGACGCAGUUCGCGUGCGGCGGCUUCGUGGUCGGGUUCCGGUUCAGCCACGCGGUGGCGGACGGGCCGGGCGCGGCUCAGUUCAUGACGGCCGUCGGUGACAUGGCGCGCGGGCACGCGGCGCCGCUGGUGGCCCCGGCGUGGGGCCGCGAGGCGAUCCCGAACCCUCCCGGCGCGGCGGUGGGCGCGCUCCCCGUCCCGACGGAGCUCCGGCUGCAGUACCUGGCCAUGGACAUCUCGACGGACUACAUCGAGCACUUCAAGUCCCGGUUCCUGGAGCAGACGGGCGGGCAGCAGCGGUGCAGCGCGUUCGAGGUGCUCAUCGCCAAGGCGUGGCAGUCCCGCACCCGCGCGGCGAGGUUCGAGCCGGGCUCCCCCGUGCACGUGUGCUUCGCCAUGAACGCGCGCCCGGCGCUGGCGCGCCUCGGCGACGGCAAGCCGCCGGCGCCGCUCCCGGGCGGGUUCUACGGCAACUGCUACUACAUCAUGCGCGUGUCGGCGGCGGCCGAGGCCGUGGCGGACGCGUCGGUGUACGACGUGGUGAGGCUCAUCCGGGAGGGCAAGAAGCGGCUGCCCGCGGAGUUCGCGCGGUGGAGCGCGGGGGACACCGGCGGCGUGGACCCGUACCGGAUCACGUCGGACUACCGGACGCUGCUGGUGUCGGACUGGUCGCGGCUCGGGUUCGCGGAGGUGGACUACGGGUGGGGCUGCCCCGUGCACGUCGUCCCGCUCACCAACCUCGACUACAUCGCGACGUGCAUCCUGGUCCGGCCCUCCGCGCACAAGCCCGGCGCCAGGCUCAUCACGCAGUGCGUCGCCGCCGACGCCGUCGACGCCUUCCACAGGGACAUGAUGCGCCUCGACUGAUAGCACGCUUGCUAUUAUUGUUAAUCACAGUUGCAUAAUCUAAUUCGUUCGUUCGUUCGUUGCUGUAUCCCAUGAUUGGGUAGUUGAGUAUACUAGUAGAAUACGUCUAGGUGCAUGACCAAUGCAUACAGUAUGUGCGUGCCUGUAAUGGGAAGCAUUGUUUUAUUCUUCUUCCUUGUACCGACGGAAAUUCGCUGUGCUUUUACAUGUUGCAUGUGAUUAGGGAGCACAGCAAGUUACUCGAGCAACGAGUAGGUGGGGAGCCACUUUCUGAUGUCCCCUCUUGCUUAAGCAACUGGAAAUGGUGCUACAGAGAGUCCAGGCGUCGCGAUCUGUUGUUUUGUCA